This is a messenger RNA of Aphanomyces invadans, 1608 nucleotides long. RefSeq lists its product as hypothetical. NCBI's taxonomy places the organism in Eukaryota, Oomycota, Saprolegniomycetes, Saprolegniales, Verrucalvaceae. The record is from RefSeq and is a predicted model, not a curated record. The transcript has 9 exons. Gene Ontology annotation, molecular function: protein methylesterase activity; actin binding. The coding region runs from base 44 to 985 and encodes 313 amino acids. Gene Ontology annotation, biological process: protein demethylation.
CACGUGCCGAACCUUUGUGCUUGACAUCUGAAAGCCGACGACGAUGAGUCUCUGGGAGCCGUACUUUGAUCGAAGUGAAGAUGUGGACAUCAAUGGGGAUGUGUUCAAGGUAUUCUACGCAGGGUCGCAAGGACCUUGGAUUGUGCUGCUGCAUGGCGGAGGCCAUACAGCCUUGACUUGGUGCUUGACAACUGCGAUUCUGAAGCAACAUUGUCGUGUGUUGGCGUUCGACUUCCGCGGCCACGGACUGUCGCAAUGCACGAAUGAUAGCGAUUUGUCCGAGGCAACUCUCGUGUCGGACACGAUCAAUAUCCUCAAGCGAUGUGUUCCAGAGGAGUCCUCGUCGUCCCCUUCGAGGACACCAAUGAUUCUCGUUGGCCACAGCAUGGGAGGCGCCAUCGCAAUCCGUGUCGCAGCCACUAGGCAACUACAAUCCCUCGGCGGCAUGGUCGUGAUCGAUGUCGUGGAGGGGACUGCGUUAGCGGCAUUGAGUCACAUGCAAGGCAUCUUGAACCGACGACCAUCGCGGUUUGGAAGCCCUGAGGAAGCCAUCAAGUGGAGUCUACAAACUGGCGCUGUGCGGAACGCCGAGUCAGCGCGGGUUUCCAUUCCUUCGCAACUGCACCAGGAAUCCACGGGCGAGUGGACCUGGCGCACCGAUCUCUUUGCGAGCGCUCAGUACUGGACAGGGUGGUUUACCGGCAUCAGCAGCUUGUUUUUGAACGUGGCUGUGCCCAAAGUGCUGCUUUUAGCAGGCACCGACCGCCUUGACACCGAGUUAACGCGGGGCCAAAUGCAGGGCAAGUUUCAGCUGUUGCUCCUGUAUGGCAGCGGCCACGUUAUUCAAGAGGACUGCCCAGACAAGACAGCGCAAUCCUUGCUCGAGUUCUGCGGCCGCCUCACACCGAUCGCGGGCCUGCAAACCCAGCGCGACAUUCUGGCGGAAAAAUUAGCGAGAGCGCGGGGCUUCGUUCCCCAGAGAUAGUCAUGAUAUUGGAAAUGGACAAAUCGACUCAAUUGAACACAAUACUGCACAGCAAGAUGGCUGCAAUGAUUGAGAACGGACCCCACGUCAGUAGAAACCCUCGCAGGUUGACGAAGCCCCCGUUGAACAAACAGUAGAAGCACAAGACUACCAUGUUCCAGUUGGAACCCCACACGCAUGGGUACCCCAUUGAGUUGAGGCAUCGCGCAACGUGCGAGUGGCAGUUAUCGCAGCAAAUAUUGUGCAUGCGCUUCUUGUACACGUCGCACCCCUGUCGCACUCCUUCGUCCCACGCGUCUUCACUCACGGAAGCAGGGAGGGUCAGCUGGAGGUACCGCGUUGGCCGGCCAAAAGCAAAGUUGUCUUCGCCAAUGUAAUACGGCCCGGCAAAGUCGUAGAUGAUCCCGUUCGAGUCUGCAAUCCCCAUGUGUCCGAUAAACGGGAAGAACCAUGAAAUCAGCGGUAGCGGCGUCCACACGAUGCUGAACGGAUACCGGUCGUUGCCUACGUCGACGCGUCGGGGGUUCGUCGGCGCCUUGUCCAUCUUGGUGAAGUUCAGCUGCGUUGGGAUGGCAUAUCCGGAUAAACGGCUUAUCCGCAUACGACACAUUCCACGAUUCGAA